Coffea arabica (coffee) is the source of this 3088-nucleotide messenger RNA. The record is from RefSeq and is a predicted model, not a curated record. Lineage: Eukaryota; Viridiplantae; Streptophyta; Magnoliopsida; Gentianales; Rubiaceae.
AUGUCCCUCAGCAGAGACCUCCUCUUCUUGAUUCGACAGUUCUGCAAGGACGAGAACCUCCACAAAACUGCUCAUAUGCUCGAGCAAGAGACUAGUUUCUACUUCGACAUGAAUUAUUUUGAAGAGCUGGUAUUGAGUGGAAAUUGGAGCGAGGUAGAGGCUUAUUUGUCGAGCUUCACAACACCCGAUAGCAACGAGUAUUCUAUAAAGAUGUACUUCGAAAUCAGAAAACAAAAGUUUCUUGAGGCACUAGACAGGCAAGACUUGGCUUUGGCACUAGACAUCCUGCUGAAAGAUUUGAAAUGUUUUGCGUCAUCAAAUGAACACCUGUACAAAGAAAUGGCUUGGCUCCUAACAAUGGAAGACUUCAGAAAACACCAUUCGCUCUCCACGUAUGGAGAUAUUAUAUCUGCUAGAAGACGAGUCAUGGAUGAAGUUAAGGCACUCCUUGAAGCAAAUCCCCACUUCCGCCGGAAAAUAAAGCUUCCUAACAUGGAGACCACACGGUUACGGCGGCUCAUCAACCAGAGUUUGAACUGGCAGCAUAGUCAAUGUGGACGUUCUGAGUGUGUGCCCCAAAUCAAUUCCCUUUUGUUUGAUCACAAAUGUACUGGUCAACUAAACGACCAAAUCCCAUUGUCCUUUCAAGCUAUCUCAGUAUCAAAAUCUCCGCUUGUUGGCAAUUCGAAUUUUCCACUAUUUAGGUUGCCUGACUCUCAAAUUUCAUCCAGUGCUAUCAACCCUACAAAUCAAAACAACCUCGUUGUGACUUCGGAGGCUAUCAAGGAUUCCACCAAUGCCUUUAGAAUAUUCUCGAGGAUGCCUGUGGAUAAGGUUGUGUCACAAACAAAUGUUCCAGUUCAAAGCCAGAAUUUGGAUGUUAAUUGUCCUGAGGACUUACCUGGAAAGGUUGAACGUUUUGGAAGCAUCAAUGGUGAAACAGAAUUGUGGGAUGUCCGCUCUGAGAUUGAUUAUAAUCAAAAUCCCAAAAUUUCAGUUAAUCGUGUUUUAUGGAGCCCAGAUGGUUCAAUCUUUGGUGUUGCAUACUCAAAACAAAUUGUCCAGUUGUAUUGUUAUCAUGCUACUGGUAAUUACAUCGAAAAACAAUUGGAGAUCGAUGCUCACUUGGGAGGGGUACACGAUCUUGCAUUCUCUUCGCCAUACGAUCAAAUUCUUGUAAUUACGUGUGGAGAGGACAAACUCAUUAAGGUGUGGGAUAGUAUGACUGGUUCCAAACAAUACAUAUGUGAAGGUCAUGGUGCCCCUGUGUACUCGCUGUGCGCUCAUCUGAAGGAAGAUAUCCAUUUUGUAUUUUCUACAUCAACAAAUGGUGAGAUAAAAGCGUGGAUGUUUGACAAUGAUAACACAGGACCAAGGGUUGCCCUUGAUGCACCUGGCCAUUCUUGCAUGAGAAUGGCCUAUAGUGCUGAUGGUAAAAGGCUGUUUUCUUGCGGGACAAACGAAGAUGGAGACUCAUAUUUAGUUGAAUGGGAAGACACUGAAGGUUUUAUAACCCAAAGCUACGAUGGGCUCUCUAAGUCUUCUGCAGCCAUAGUGCAAUUCAGCACAUGCAGAAACAGGUUUUUGGUUGCUGGUGACGAGCAUUUACUCAAAUUUUGGGACAUGGACAAUGUCAAUAUUUUAGUCUCUCUUGACGCUGAUGGGGGCCUACCUGCAAAGCCUUAUGUUUGCUUCAACAAAGAAGGCACUCUUUUGGCUGUCUUUGCUGAUGAUAGUAAGAUCAAAAUCUUGGCAAAUGAUAUUGGUACCCAAUUGCUGCAGACUUUGCCUUCUGGCUCUGUUGAUUCGACAGGACGUCCUUGCAGAUCAUCAGGGAAGGAUGAUCAAAACAUGAAAUGUCUAGGAAUUUCAGAGCUAAACAACCAACUGAGCACUAAGGAAUAUGCAAAACCUACGCAAGUUUCGCAGUGCAAAUCCCUGAGGCUCACAGCUGAAUUUAAGACAAACAGGAUAUGUAGGUUGCUAUACACUAACGCAGGUAACGGAAUAUUGGCUUUAGCAGCAGAUGGCAUUCAUCUAUUCUGGAAGUGGCCAGGAAAUGGGUAUAACAAUUAUGGCCAGGCAACAACAAAUCGUCCCCCUUGUCUUUGGCAUCCGAAGACUGGAUCAGUUAUGGUCAAUGACCUCAACAAUGACCCAUAUCAAAUAGUCUCACCAUGCUUUGCAUUAUCCAAGAACGACUCUUAUCUUGUAUCAGCAUCAGGAGGGAUGGUUUCAUUGUUCAACAUUGUAAACUUUGAGAAAGUGAGGCGUUGCCUGCUGCCUCCACCUACAGCUACAUGCAUGGCAUUCUACCCUCUAGAUAACAACCUAGUUGCUAUUGGCAUGGACGAUUCAACUGUUCUCAUCUACAACGUACGAGACUCUGAGCUUAUGAACAGGCUUUCUGGGCACUUGAAAAGGGUUAGCGGCUUAGCAUUUUCGAACUCAUUAAAAGUGCUGGUCUCUGCUGCAGUAGAUUCUCAGAUCAUUGUCUGGGAUACAAUAGCGUGGGAGAAAAAGAAAAGCAUCUCGAUGCAGAUAUCAGUUGGGUGGUGGCUGCCAUCAGAAACCUCAGAGACCGUUAUCCAAUUUCACAAGGAUCAAUUGCACUUUCUUGCAAUCCACGAGACUCAACUUGCAAUGUAUGAAUCAAGAAGUCUAGACCGCAUCAGACAGUGGAACACGAGAGACUUCUGUGCAAGGAUUUCGAGUGGAACAUUUUCAUGCGACAACCAGCUGGUAUUUGUUGUCAUGAGAGAUGGAAUUGUUAUGAUACUCAGCGCCUUAGAUCUGAGUCCAAAAUUUCGGAUUGAUCCUUCUGCUUACCUUCCGCCUAGUAGUGGUCAUCAUGUAUAUCCAGUGGUGAUAGCAGCUCAUCCACAGAAGUCGAACCAAUUCGCCUUGGGGCUGAGUAAUGGCGAUGUAAUCGUUGUUGAGCCUCAUGAGUCUGAAGGAAAGUGGACAAUAUUACCACCAUUUCACAAUGGACCAAGAAAUAGGAUAAUCAUAGAUUGAAGUUCAGUCCAUCCUCUCAAAAGAUGAUGUGUUCAACAUAGUUUGCAUACUUCAGAUUUCAAAAUAAUUA